Symbiodinium necroappetens is the source of this 1527-nucleotide messenger RNA. The record is from the annotation of a GenBank genome assembly. NCBI's taxonomy places the organism in Eukaryota, Dinophyceae, Suessiales, Symbiodiniaceae.
AUGCAUACCCCGUGCAGGUGGAAGUGCUGGCUAGCCGGCCGUUUGCAUCCUUGCCGGGGCCACCAACCGGGAUUUUGCGAGAUUUGCAAGGGCCUCCACCAGGACCUCCAGGAGCACCCGGAGGACCAGGAGGACCCACAACACCACCAGGAGGAGGACCACCGGGAGACCUUUGCUUGCAUCGUCUCGCCUCCGCUGACCAAGGCGGACACUAGCGCGCGCCCACAAUGGACACCUGGUACGAACAUAGCACCAGGAGGAGGAUUGCCGCUGAUCAAUGUCGCCGCCCUGAAUCUGCGUGGACUCGAGGACCGUACAUGGGACGUCGAAUGGACUUCUGUGCUCUUCAAGCCAACAACCUUGGGCUACCGCAUUGCGGCGGGCACUCCCUUCGAUACCGGCCCGGGCCUGAUAUUUCCCAGCAACACAACGCUGACACAUCGGUUCAAGGGGAACAGAAGUUCUCUGUUUCAACUUCGCGAAGGGCCUGGGCCCGCUACGAACACCAGCAUCCGGCUCAGCUUCACCACCUUCUUUCAAGACACCCUGACGGUCUACGAGAUGGGGUCCCUGGACCCGACGUUCCAGCUCAAGAUCUUGGGAGCCUCGGAUCCGUUGCCGGCACUACCUCCGGCGGAAAGCAUCAGUGAAGUCUUCACAUGCAACGAUGGAUGCCAAAUCCCGGAGGUCUACGUGAACGAUUCAUUUUGCGACUGCCCCCUAGAAUGCGAAGACGAGGCAUUCUGGACCUGUGAGCAGUGCGUCGUCGAUGUCGAGGAGCUCGGGAUGGGUCUAGGUGUGGCCACAGUUGCCUUCGCUGUGGGACUUGGCGGUGGCCUUCCACCUUCUGUGGGUGCUGGCGCAGCUGCUGGCGGGGGAGCGGCUGCUGGUGCAGCUGCCGGCGGUGCAGGCGGUGCAGCGGGUGGUGCCGGAGGUGCUGCUGGUGGUGCUGGCGGAGGUGCUGGAGGAGGCGCCGGUGGAGGCGCCGGUGGAGGUGCUGGUGGAGGUGCUGGUGGAGCUGGCGGAACAGCUGGCGGUGGCUCUGGGAGCUCUGGCAGCGCAGGUGCUGCAGGGGCGGCCUCAACAGCUGCAGCUGCCUUCGUGUCAUCGGGAGAUCUUACAAUUGAAGCUCCACAGCAAGUGAUGGAAUCGGCACAGUUCCAGUCCGCCGUGCAGAGAGCGAUCGCACGCCUGGCGGGAAAUAUCGCGGCAGCGGCUGUGGAGCUUAUAAUUGGCUGCCUGGUGGGGCGACGGCUGGUUGUCUCGACAACGAUCGAUGUUUGUUUUCAGAUCCAGUCUGAUAACCGUGAAGUCAGCGAAGAGAUUUGCAGAAGGCUAAGCUAUGUCCAACGACAGGAUGUGCAGCGUGUUAUUGCCUCUGAGCUCUUGAGCUCCACCAUCAAUCCUGAUCAAGUUCGCGUCGUCUAUUACCGGGCAAACCGGAAUCCACAGGCGCCGACAAAUCCAAAUGCUGGACCCAUUGCGAAUCCCUACCAGCCUGGUGGCGGAGCCAUCAACCUCGGCUGA